This is a messenger RNA of Xiphophorus hellerii (green swordtail), 1219 nucleotides long. It is a transcript of the gene her5, whose product is annotated as hairy-related 5. The record is from RefSeq and is a predicted model, not a curated record. Bases 234 to 770 code for a protein of 178 amino acids. Gene Ontology annotation, molecular function: protein dimerization activity. Lineage: Eukaryota; Metazoa; Chordata; Actinopteri; Cyprinodontiformes; Poeciliidae. The transcript is spliced from 3 exons.
AAGUCGCGUUUGUAUUCCAUUUCUGAUUACCAUGUGGAUUCAAAAGCAAGCGAAAGUCGUCCGUGCGUAAAACGGGCCUAACACGAACCCUGUGCGGCCGCUGAGUGACGUAGAACGGGAGGAGGCGUGGCUAACGGCGGAGACAUCAACAGAGAAUCGAUGAAAGGAACGUUACGUUCGGCUCAUUCAGUUUCCACGUUGGCUCGGAAAGGGAAGCGGGGCAAACACGGAGCAUGAAGACUGUACCGUCACCCGAGACUCCGGGACACAAAUCCAGGAGGAAGGCGUCCAAACCCAUGAUGGAGAAACGCAGACGGGAGCGAAUCAACAGCAGCCUGGAAGCCUUACGGCUACUGAUGCUGGAAAACACGCGAAACGAGAAGCUGAGGAACCCGAAGGCGGAGAAGGCAGAGAUCCUGGAGAGCGUCGUCGACUUCCUGAAGAAGGAGAAGGACCACCGGGCCGCGAGGACGGCGUCUCCCGAGGAGCAGGGGCCCGCCGGCGGCCCCCAUCGCAGCUACCACGACGGCAUGAGGUCCUGCCUGCUGCGGGUCAGCCAGUUCAUCGCCUCCAAGAGCCUGGAGCUGGAGGAGGCCAACGCGCUGCAGGCCUCGCUGAAGCUCUCGGGGCCUCUGACGGCGGUGGUCGCCCCCGGUGACGUCCCCGCCGCACUCUCCCCUCAGCGUCUCGUCUCGCAGGGGUCCGAAACCAGGCAGACGCUCUCCUCCGCAUCAGUGCCCGACCCGGUCUGGAGACCCUGGCCUAAAUGACGGACACGUUGACAGAUUUGUACAGCAUGGACACUUUUUUUUUGCACAGAUCUUCUUUAGUUUUCACAUAUUUCCCUUUUUUUUUUUUUUACAUACCUAUAUAAACCCAGGACGCACCGAUCCACUUUUUGUCACUUCCGACACCGAAAACCUGAGGCUUAGUGUCGGCCGAUACCGAUCCAACGCGCAGGAAGCAGAGCUGAAUUGACUUUAAACGUUUAUUUUAAACAUUUAAAGUCAUAAACGUACCGGAUUCCAAAAUGCAUCUGAUGAGUCGGCGCCAGCACACGGCACACUUCCACAGCUUCACGAGUUUGGUCAGGCGUGUGAAAACGACAAAACUUUCAUUUGUUCAGUACUUUCAAUUCGGAGCAGAACAGCCCAUUCAAAAUGAGUAACAAAGAAACUGACAAAAAAAACAAAAGGUCGACUAUUUUGGUCAAACGUGU